This is a messenger RNA of Mangifera indica (mango), 1550 nucleotides long. RefSeq lists its product as uncharacterized. The coding region runs from base 54 to 1310 and encodes 418 amino acids. Lineage: Eukaryota; Viridiplantae; Streptophyta; Magnoliopsida; Sapindales; Anacardiaceae. The record is from RefSeq and is a predicted model, not a curated record. Gene Ontology annotation, molecular function: RNA binding. The transcript has 4 exons.
UGUAUCUCUUUCUAGAUUAGAAAAUUGGAUAGUUGUUGCAGCGAGUGGCAGCCAUGCUCAACAUCGGAACAUUUUCUCCGCUUGAUUCUACAUCUCUCCUUUCACUAGACAAAACCUUCUUCUCUUCAACAACUCCACUCUUCACGAUCACCUCCAAAAACGCAUCGUUUUCAUCUCAUUCUUAUCCACAAAACACCCAUCUCACCUUCAGUAGAAGAGAUAAUAGGCUUUCGUUGUUACCCGCGUAUUCUUUGAAUGGUAGGCGGAGAAAAGGUGGCACUGGCGUUGUUGAAAUGAAAGGUUCCGAUUCUGAUGGCGACGGCGACGAAAAAGAUGAUGAUGAAGAGGCUGCGUUUUUGCCCUUUGGGGAGAUGAAGAGGUGGCUGGAGAACAAGCCUCGUGGGUUCGGUGAAGGCAAGGUUUACAAUACUUCAAUUGAAGAGAAAUUGCUCGAAGAAAUGGAGCAGAGUAGACGAGCUCAAUUUGCUAAUAUUAAUAAACUUAAAAACAACCCUGUAAGCACUAGUCCCAAGAAACUCGUUGCAAGCAACAAAGCAUCUGAAGUAAUUCCAAGUCCUUUUCGUGUACGAUUGGUCAACCUUCCUAAGAAAAAGAACAUCCACAGGGAUCUGAAAUCUGCAUUUGAAGGUGUCCCUGGUAUAACUAACAUAAGCCCUGCCGUUUCUGGAAACAAAAAGACUAAGGACCCUACCUGCAAGGGCUUCGCUUUUGUUGAUUUCAAGUCUGAGGAAGAUGCUACCAGGUUUGUGCAGAUAUUUUCUAGACAAAUGAUAUCAUUUGGGAAGAUUCAGAAGCAGAUAAAAUUUGAGUUGAUGAAUUCAAAUAAUUCCAAGUCUGUUCAUAAGGAUUCUGCAGACAGCCCGUACAGUGAUACCGAACUAAAAGUUUCUGGUGUGGAAGAUGAUCCAAAUGCUGACUGGGAUGUGGAUGAUGAUAAUCCCAUGGAUUCAUGGACGGAAGUGGCCUCUGAUGCUUCUGAUCCAGAUGAUGAGCUUGACUUAGCAAAACUGGAGGAUAUUAGAGAGAAUCUGGAACUUGUCAGUGUAUCAGAGCUGAAUGGUGAUAAUAUUGCAAAACAAUAUGCCAAAUCUGCCACUGAUUCAUCUUCCCCAAGUAAGCAAAAGAAAACCGGGAAAGAGCUUAUUGCUAAAGGAAAAGCAAAAAAGGCUCCUAAGUUGAAAGUUCCAGAAUCUGUAAAGAGAUUAAAAGUCAGGGAGAAAGUUCUGUUGACAGACGUGUUUUCAAAAUAUGCAGCAAAAACUGCUUUAAUCUCCAAGGAAGAGAGCUAACCAUUGAAUGCCCAAAUUACAUUGUUACAACGAUGGGAAGGAAUAGUUGUGGUUAGUAGGAUGGAGUGUAAACUGCUUAUGCUUGGAAAAGAGUGGCCAUAAUGAAAAAGCUGUUUGUCUUGCUUUAUGUUGGAAUCAUACUUAUCAAGCACCAAACUUUUCUGGGGUUGUUGUAUGUCCAUUGACGUUCGUGCUGCUAUUUUUAUUCUUGAAUUAGAUAAUUCCCAACUUCACGUUCCA